AUGGCUAUCCAGCAGCAGAUGCCUGAGACCAGGCACCUUACACGCCACGUCCUGCCGUGCGUCCUCAUGCGCGCAGGGACAUCAAAAGGGAUUUUCCUGCACCGGAGAGACCUGCCUAGACGCCAAAUCGAAUGGGCUCCCCAUUUAAUAUCGGCUCUUGGCUCUCGAGGGAAUGAUCCCCGCCAGAUCGAUGGCGUCGGUGGAGGCACGUCGACAACAUCAAAGGUCGCUGUCGUGUCGCCCUCGGACCGGCCAGAUGCUGAUGUUGACUUCACCUUUGCGCAAGUCGCAGUGGGCAAAGAGUCUGUGGACUUUACGGGAACGUGUGGCAAUAUUAGUUCGGGUGUUGGGCCAUUUGCUGUACAAGAAGGAUUGGUAAAACCCAGACCAGGACAGACUGAGAUGGAUGUUCGAAUUUACAACACAAACACCAAACGCAUCAUCGUCGAAACGGUGGAGAUUGAUGACGCCGGAGAGUUUGAGGAAGAUGGCACCUACAACAUCCCGGGUGUUAACACUGCCGGGAGUGAGGUCAAAUGCGCCUUUGUCGAUCCAGCGGGCAGCAUGACAGGCAAGCUAUUUCCAUCUGGGAAGCAACAGCAAACCCUCAGUGUCGAACCACCAUCAUCAAUUCCCGGCAUGGCGCCCUUUGGUGUUCGCGUAACGCUUAUCGACGCCGCGAAUCCCUUUGUGCUCAUCGACUCUGCCUCCAUUUCUGGAUUGCUCAACACUCUUCCCUCACCGGACGCCCAGCACGCGCUUAUAGAGUCUAUCCGACGCGAAGGAGCAGUGGCUAUGGGCCUCGCCUCCACCGUCGAAGUCGCAGCACAAACCAGGGGAACGCCAAAAGUCGCACUCAUCUACCCUCCCAUAUUCCAGCAAACCACCGGCGAGAUGCCCGACAUCCGCGUUCAAGCUUAUUCCAUGGGUCUUCCCCACCCGAGCCUCCAGCUCACCGGCGCGGUGUGCCUUGCUGCGGCGCUGAACUCUCCCGGGACAGUCCCAGCAGAGCUCUCUGCUAAAUCUCUCAUGAGUAACUGGGCGUUGCCGACGCCAGAGCGGACACCUUCGCCUCCCAACGGACCGAAUGAACUCAAGGAGAAGGAAGUCGUUAUUGCCCAUAGUAAGGGGACAAUUCGUGUGAGAGUUGUGAUGAAGGAAGACAGAGAGAUAGCGAGCUGUGCAGUUUCGAGGACAGCGAGAAGACUAUUUGAAGGAAGAGUGCGGUAUUAUGUAGAGGAGUAUGGAGUAUAA
Molecule: messenger RNA, 1254 nt
Organism: Ilyonectria robusta
Lineage: Eukaryota; Fungi; Ascomycota; Sordariomycetes; Hypocreales; Nectriaceae
Product: PrpF protein-domain-containing protein
Exons: 2
Coding region: 1-1254 (417 amino acids)
Source: RefSeq, a predicted model, not a curated record